Molecule: messenger RNA, 3153 nt
Organism: Sordaria macrospora k-hell
Lineage: Eukaryota; Fungi; Ascomycota; Sordariomycetes; Sordariales; Sordariaceae
Source: RefSeq, a predicted model, not a curated record
AUGGAGCUCGAUCGCAAAGCACGGGACAGCAGGCACGACAGCAAAUAUGAUGAUCAAGAAGAAACGUCAACAAAGUCGCCGCUCCCGUCGCCAAGUCCCACAAGUCCCACCGGGACGACCAAUUCCUCUCCGAUCGAGCUAGAAUUUGACCACAAGGGGACCAUGGAACACGACUCCCUCGUGUCCGUCUGCCUCUCCGAACCUUCGAGGUCUUCACUCCAAAUCGACACGACCGUUUCCCCACCACGGAAGAACGUCUGGGGUCUCGAAGACUCCCCCUGCGCUUCGCCAACCGACGAUGCGGAUACAGAAACAAUCAAGGAAGAAAGGAACGAUGAGGAUCGCAGUGACGAAUUAAAGACGCCGGCGUCGACGCACAGCCCAAGCUUGCUGGAAGAGCUUGAGAGUGUGCAAGACGAGGACGACGAGGAAGCGGAGGAUGACAACAAUGAUGCACGCAGUGAGGGCUCAAGCGCUGAAUCCGAGGAUGUGAAUUGGGACGAUCUGCAAAAGAAAGAGGACGAACAGGUCAAAGAGCAAGAUGCAGAGAAUACACAGUCGACUGCGAUGCUGCUAGCGAAACUCGAGCAGGAAAAUAAUAAGAUCGCGACAAAUCCCAAGAGUGUCAAGGUUGCGGCCGUAGAAAAGGUAGCUUCGCCAGGCCGCAAACCGAGACCACCAUCCAUGGCCCAGCUACGACAGAUGGUCAAUGGACCGACCCCUCCUACUCUCAGAUACUCGGUCCUGCCACCGCCACCUAUGACCGAGCUCGAGUUCUACAUGGCCCUGGUCAAAGAUCCUAAGCAGACGGCAGCCAGGCUUCCCACUCUGCUCUCCAACAAGAUCAGAAAGGGUAUCCCCCCGCCGCUGCGCGGUGUCGUGUGGCAGAGCAUGUGCGGUGCUCGUGACAAGGACCUCGAGGACGUGUUCGAACGGUUAUCUGGCGAGUCAAGCCCAUAUGAGGGCAUCAUUGGCAAAGAUCUCGGACGAAGCUUCCCCGGCGUGGAGAUGUUUAGGGAUCCCGAGGGUGACGGACAGCGCAUGCUUGGUCGUGUUCUCAAGACGUUCAGUCUAUACGACACGAAAAUCGGGUACUGUCAGGGACUUGCGUUUCUGGUCGGACCCUUAUUGAUGCAUAUGCCGGACAAGCAUGCAUUUUGCGUUUUGGUCAGGUUGAUGGAGAACUACGAUCUGCGCCACUGCUUUGUCCCCGACCUGUCAGGACUGCAUGUCCGAAUUUACCAGUUCACAGAACUGCUGAAGCAGCAUCUGCCCGUGGUGGCGGACCAUCUCGAAGACUUGGGCGUCGAACCGGCCUAUGUUUCACAAUGGUUCCUGUCCUUCUUCGCAGUAACCUGUCCCCUGCCCAUGCUGUUUCGCAUCUACGAUGUGAUCUUUGCGGAGGGGGCGUCGGAAACGAUCAUGCGAGUAGCGCUGAGUCUUAUGCGCAAGAACGAAGGCCGCAUCCUGGCGUGCACGGAGAUGGAGGACGUCAUGCAGCUGCUUUUCGCCAAUCCCAAAAGCGAGGAUGCGCCGGGGUCUGAUGUUGCAACAGCAGCCUCCCGCUUUCUGGGUCGCUUGUGGGCUUCCUCAUCAACCCCGAAAUUGGCCUCUUUCGCGUCGGCAGUUCAGGGGUCCUCCACCGCGUCCUCGUCUUCACCCACCACCAUUUCGUCUGGCAGUACCCUUAGCCCCGGUCUGUCACGUCCCCUCAGCAUGCUCCGCCGCAGCACUUCGAAACAGAGCAUAGCCUCUACAUUGAAUUCCAUGGAGGCUGCAUCACAAUCAUCAACAGCGUCGUCGUCGGCCAGUGUCUUGAGCUCUGCUUCGACCGAAGCGACGUCGCUCCAGUCGCGCGACAGCUCCACCACCGUCGACCACGAUUCAUCAAGGGACUCGGUCGCUCUUGGCAGCAGCGCGGCUAGCACCAAGGCCAAACAGGCGCACUUCUCGGUUACACCCAGCCUCUACCAAGACGACCGAAAGCAUUUGCACACACAGAUCGAGGACCUCCUCACCGCCCUUAGCGAACUACAACGGAAUCACGCCUUGUUGGCCAGCCAAUUGCAGAAGGAAAGGGAAGAACGCGAAGAAGAUCGCCAGGCCGUACGCUCGUUGCUCGAUGGUCUGCGAAAGAAGGCCAACCCAACACUAUCAUACGCCGCGGCAGCACGAGAGGCUGAAGAAGACGACGAAACACGAGGCAAGGAUGUCGAAAUCGAUCUUAGCCCCGAGGAGCUGUCCGACCUGCUCGACUUCGUCGCCGACCGAUUCAGCGAAGAAGAUCCCAACAAGGUAUCAAUACCGCAAACCAAGGAGCAGCUGCACGAAGAUCUUGUACGAGUAAGAGAACAACUAUCGAACGAACAAGCGAAGACACAAGAAUGCAACCGCAGGAUACAUGAUAUGGAGCAAGAGGUGGCCACCGUGAAAGAACAACUAAGGGAAACUCACGCCCAUGUGCGCAACAUGCAUGCGGAAAAGCAGCGCCUUGAGCGCCAAAUCCACGGCAUGCGGGUUAGAGCCUCAGAUGCCACGCCUUCCACGGAGGGAGGCGACUGGUUUGGGCGAUCAUCAACGGGCGGUAGCAGCGUAUCCGGCGGCGGUCUGCGCGAGUUGAAGCUUGUGCGUAGCAAGUCCUCACCUGCGCCGCCCCCCGUAUUCCCUACCAAGCGAUCCUCCAGCAUGAUGACCACCUCUACACUGGCAUCCACCUCCACCCACAGACGCGACGCUAGCAACGCUACCGCCAUCUCGGUGAUCAGCUCAAACUCGCCUCCGGCCCCGCCGCCUGUCUCUCUGGCAGCGGCAAGCCCCGCCAACACAGGUCAAGAGCCGACCAGCGAGAACGAUGCGCUGUUGCUCGAGCUCGUCCAGGCCAAGACGGCUGAGGCUAUGGCCAAGCAAGAGGCGGAAGAGGCGAAGCAGGCGCUCGAAAGAAUGCGCAAGGCAUUCGGGCUGGCGCCUGGCGAGACGCCGCCAGUGAACUCGCAGUCAGCGCAUAAUAGCAUGGCUGGCAUGUUCGGGCGGCUGACCGGCCCCUCGACCCCCGAUGGCGGCCCCGGGCUGCAGAAGGUUGUCACCUCGCCCCCGGGGACGUCGGCUGGGAAUACUGCCAGCGGCGCUAGCUUCUGGGGUUGGGGGAGGAAGUGA